Molecule: messenger RNA, 972 nt
Organism: Acinonyx jubatus (cheetah)
Lineage: Eukaryota; Metazoa; Chordata; Mammalia; Carnivora; Felidae
Gene: CSRP2
Product: cysteine and glycine rich protein 2
Exons: 6
Coding region: 159-740 (193 amino acids)
Biological process (GO): muscle tissue development; sarcomere organization
Cellular component (GO): nucleus; cytoplasm; Z disc
Molecular function (GO): structural constituent of muscle; actinin binding
Source: RefSeq, a predicted model, not a curated record
GGGGCGGGGCGGGGCGGGGCGGGGCGCGUAGGGCCACGCCCAUCACGGAGUCUUUAAAAGGUGGGGGCUCUGGGUUCGCCGCUGUUCGCGGACUCGCGGAGCUUUCCCAGGGGUCUGGCCUUGCCGCGGGUGGUGCGUGGUCCUGCCUCCGACUCGAAAUGCCCGUGUGGGGAGGUGGAAACAAGUGCGGGGCGUGUGGGAGGACCGUGUACCACGCAGAAGAGGUGCAGUGUGAUGGGAGAAGCUUCCACCGCUGCUGCUUUCUGUGCAUGGUUUGCAGGAAGAAUUUAGAUAGCACCACAGUGGCAAUUCACGAUGAAGAGAUCUACUGCAAAUCCUGCUAUGGAAAGAAGUAUGGGCCCAAAGGCUAUGGUUAUGGCCAGGGCGCUGGCACGCUCAACAUGGACCGGGGUGAGAGGCUGGGCAUCAAGCCAGAGAGUGUUCAACCUCAUAGGCCUACAACAAAUCCAAACACUUCUAAAUUUGCUCAGAAGUAUGGAGGUGCUGAGAAGUGUUCCCGAUGUGGGGAUUCCGUGUAUGCUGCUGAGAAGAUAAUCGGAGCUGGAAAGCCCUGGCACAAAAACUGUUUCCGGUGUGCCAAGUGUGGGAAGAGUCUUGAAUCAACAACUCUGACUGAGAAAGAAGGCGAAAUCUAUUGUAAAGGAUGCUACGCAAAGAACUUUGGGCCCAAGGGAUUUGGCUAUGGUCAAGGAGCAGGAGCCCUUGUUCAUGCUCAGUAAAGGCGUGACCCUGAGCUGACAUCAAACACGGAAAGUCUCUACAUGGCCUAGGCACAGAUAAUCUAACACUAAACUACUGUGAAAUCCUGCCGGCACUUACGUACUGUCUGUUGCCCCGUACACGGAUAGGCUGGCUGACUAGUGGGAAGAGAGCACUGUAUCCCUUUGCUUUUUAUUCCUCGGCAUUUUCAAGACGUGUUUCUUUUACAUUUUAAAUAAAACUUCAGCUGGA